Messenger RNA from Myripristis murdjan (pinecone soldierfish), 2614 nucleotides. It is a transcript of the gene fastkd4, whose product is annotated as transforming growth factor beta regulator 4. The transcript is spliced from 11 exons. The coding region runs from base 223 to 2127 and encodes 634 amino acids. Gene Ontology annotation, molecular function: RNA binding. Lineage: Eukaryota; Metazoa; Chordata; Actinopteri; Holocentriformes; Holocentridae. Gene Ontology annotation, biological process: regulation of mitochondrial mRNA stability; mitochondrial RNA processing. The record is from RefSeq and is a predicted model, not a curated record. Gene Ontology annotation, cellular component: mitochondrial matrix; ribonucleoprotein granule.
GCUCACGUGGUACGGCAGCCUCCAUACGUAACCACGCGACGUCAUUUUCUCGCGACUGUCGCUGACAGCCAGCUCCAUGUGAAUGUCGGUGUGUGGCUUUCAUCAAGUUAUCUAAUUUACUAAGGUUUGAUGUGGGAUGGUGUCUCCGGCUGCUGACUUGUGAGAAUCUUGUUCUCUGGACCCCGCCCUCCUACCUGCUCCUCAGAUUGUCUGGCUAACCCGAUGGCCAGCCGCAUAUUGAGUAGAUAUGCCCGUCUUCUCUCCAGGGCGUCCUGCCAGGCUGCGGUGGUCCGCCUGCCUCCCCCCGUGGCCGGGCCUGCAGAGGUACAGAGGGCUCAGGCCUGGCCUCGGGUAUCAAGAAGGCUUCUGUGUGAGGGUAGGACUGUUGCCAUAGAGACCAACUCUCUGCCCAUGCCUGCACGCACCAAACUGGAUGAGCUCCUGGACAAGGCGGAGACUCCAGAGGACGUUCUGCUGGCCUGGGCGGAGCAGGGUGGAAAUGGCAAUCAUGCUGCAAUUUCCAUAGUGAAAAUGGCCAAAUUGAUGCAGAGGGCAAAGGGCAGUUUUAUGAUAAACAAACCAGAUCUGAUGAUUGAUCCGAGGCUGCACGACAUGAUGGACACCAUAAUUGGGCAGGUUUCCUCAGUGUGGAAUGGCACUCUAGUCUCUCUCCUGCGAGCGCUCUCUAUUCUGAAAGUGCCCGCCACCACCGCAGUGCUCAGCUCGGUGCAGACUGAGGUCCUGUGGCGAGUCCGCAGGCUCACCUACAGGCACCUGUCCUACCUGGUGGACUGGGGUGCAGGGAGGAAAGGGCAGCAGGAAGUGGCAAUCAUGAAUGCUGCGUUGAAACAGCUAGAGCUGCGUUGGACUGAAAUCUCAGAUGCUAAAACUGUCAGUGUACUGAUAUCCAAAGGAGAACACAUGCCACCAACUUUGAUGGACAGACUAGAAGACAAGGCGUUGGAGCUGGCCGAGGGCUUUUCAGCCGAAGAGAUCAGGAAGGUGUGUGUGUCUGUGGCCACUCAGAGCCGCAGGUCUGUCCCAUUGCUCAGAGCUCUGUCCUAUCAUCUGCUCCAGAAACCCUCAUCAGACCUCACCACUCCGCUGCUGCUGGACAUGGCCUACGCAUAUGGGAAGUUGAGUUUCCACCACUCUCAGGUGUUUCAGCGGAUAGCAUCAGAAUUGUUACCCAGAGUACCUGAGCUCAGUGCUGCUGACGUCACUCGAUGUGCUAAAUCACUGGGCUUCCUCAAGUGGCUUCACAUCCCGCUCUUUGAGGCCUUUUCAGAGCACUACAUAACAAACAGUGAGAAGUACAGUGCUCUUCAGCUUUGUAAUCUGCUCAUGACAUUUGCCAGAUUGGGCUUCCAGCCGAGCAAAGGAGACAUGUUCUAUAGCAAGGUUCACACUGUGCUGGAAGACUCUCUCUGGGGUCUGGAGCCUUUCCUGCAGACAGAUGUGGUAUGGUCUUUGUGUGUAUUACAGCAGGCCAAGCCCCGCUACCUCACAGCCCUCACACAGCACGAACAUGUCACCAAACUCUCAGAAGGCAGUCCAGCUCGAGUGGAGAACUAUCGAUUGAAGCUCCUCCACAUUGCAGCCACUCUUCACUUAGAGCAUCCCGGCUCCUCAGAGACUGCAGCCCCUCCGUCCUCUCUAACUAAACCUUCUCCCCUAGCCAGCAGCUCCCCCCUCUCGUUGUUGCAGAGCAGUCUAAGGGAGGCACUACAGAGUCUGGUGGGUGGGAGGACAGAGGCCCUUCGCACUGGAGUCAACACCGUGUAUGGAUAUACUCUUGAUGGUGAGGUGGUGGUGGACUCUGACAACAAGCCAAUUGACAUGUCGAUGCUGAAAGCCCCUCAUCUACCUGACGGGGGAGGAGGUCAGGCUUUACCCGUAGGAGCACAGCAGCUAGCCUUCUUAGCUUGGGAUUUUCCCAACUUUGGCUCAAAGAGUAAAGACCUCCUGGGACGGUUUGCCAUGAUGAAGCGGCAUCUUCAGCUGGCUGGCUUCCUCACAGUGGAGGUGCCAUAUUAUGAGUGGCUGGAGCUGAAGUCAGACCGGCAGAAACUGGCAUACCUUAAGGAUAAAAUGGGGAAGGCUGUGGCAGAGGACAUGGCCAAGUGAACUGAGUGCACGGAGCAAAAUUGCAGGCUCAGCUGAAUUGGAGGUAUCCCAACCAAAUGGGACCACAGGGGACACGCGCAUAACACCCACAUACACACUCAGAAAUGAGCAGUGUUGCAGUACAGGCUCACUCCAACUUUGUCAGGAAAAAAAAAAAAUUAUACAUUUUCACUCUGGUUCCCUUGACAACGUGUGGGGCUUUCCCUGUUGCCAUGGCGAUGAUGAUCGAGAGUUCUGGAGCUGGAGAGAGAGUGAGACAAAAAUACAGAAAUCAACUAACAGCGAGUCCUUCAGUAGAGAGAUGUGAUCAAAGGUGCCGUGUCCCCGAGUGACACUCAGACCUUGGAGAGAAGCGCUGGGUGUUUCUGCAGAAUUAAUAGCAUGAAUAUUGUGCUUUAUAUCACCAUGUGAAUAGAUUAAAAUAACUUAAUUAUCGCCAUGAAGGUUGUGAAGUCAUCUUGUGGUGGAUUAAAUUGUUUUAUUGCAA